Molecule: messenger RNA, 885 nt
Organism: Trichobilharzia regenti
Lineage: Eukaryota; Metazoa; Platyhelminthes; Trematoda; Strigeidida; Schistosomatidae
Source: the annotation of a GenBank genome assembly
AUGGCCCUUCAAAAAGACUGCGGUACAAUUAUUAUUUCUGCCGAGGAAGUUUCUUCUUGCAAAGACGAACUUACACUCGAUCUUUCUGGAAGGAUGUUGGAUAAGAAGGAUAUAUUCGGGUCUUCUGAUCCUUUCUUAGCAUUUUAUCGAGUAAAUGAAGACAGAAGUCGGACAGUUGUUUAUCGUACCAAAGAGAUAAGAAAUACAUUGAAUCCCAACUGGAAACAAAUGGUCAUACCAAUGAGAUUUUUAUGCAAUGGAGAUCAUGACAGACCAGUGGUUAUUGCCUGCAUUGACUGGAAUAGAAGUGGAAGAGAAAGUUUAAUUGGUGAAAUCACGACAUCUGUGAAUGAAUUGUUACAAAUGUAUAAUAUUGGUGUCUACUCUCUUGAUCUUAUUAAUCCUCGUAAAGCAAAAAGGCAUAAACAUUAUCAGAAUUCUGGAACUCUUCAUUUGAAUUUGGUGAGAGUAGAGAAAAUAUACAGCUUUUUGGAAUACGUACAAGGAGGCACUGAAUUGAGCUGUUGUAUUGCAAUCGAUUUUUCAGCAAGUAAUGGUAGUCCACAAGUUCCCGGUACACUGCAUUACAGUACAAUUUCACAACCAUCACAAUAUGCAUUAGCUUUACAAGCUGUCGGGGAAAUAAUCAGUGAUUAUGACAGUGAUAAUCUGUUCCCUUCAUUUGGAUUCGGUGCUUGUAUUCCACCGGAUAACACAGUUUCACAUUGUUUCCCUUUGAAUGGACAUAUGGAUGAUCCAUAUUGUGAAGGUAUACAAGGUGCUAUGGCUGCUUAUGCUCAUUCUUUGAGAACAGUUAAAUUUCAUGGGCCAACAAAUUUUGCACCAAUUAUUAAUACAGUAGCUAGAAGAUUUAUUUUCCAUUAA